This is a messenger RNA of Sarcophilus harrisii (Tasmanian devil), 1332 nucleotides long. Its product is annotated as regulator of G-protein signaling 9-binding protein-like. Gene Ontology annotation, biological process: G protein-coupled receptor signaling pathway. The record is from RefSeq and is a predicted model, not a curated record. The transcript is spliced from 2 exons. Bases 87 to 773 code for a protein of 228 amino acids. Gene Ontology annotation, cellular component: neuron projection. Lineage: Eukaryota; Metazoa; Chordata; Mammalia; Dasyuromorphia; Dasyuridae.
CAAGGGCGGAGGCUGGAAGAGAAAGAGCCGGAGCUCUGCUACUCCAGGCUGCGGCCAGGGCCGAGAUCGCCCAAACCGAGGGAGGCAUGCGGGGCGCGGGGCCGGGGGAGAGGGCCCGGGAAGCCCGGGAGGCUGUGGCUGAGUGCCGGGCGGCGUACGAAGCGCUCAACAGGUUCACUGCCAGCUACAGGCAGUUGGUGCUUGGAGUGGGCAGCUCGGCCGACGGGAGGAGGCUGCGCCGGGCUCUGGAGGAGAGCGGCCGCCGGGGCUUCGAGUUGAGUCUGGGCCUUCGGAACCAGCUUUUGGCUGAACUCACAGAACCAGGGGGCAGACAGGAGGAAGAGGUGAAGAUGGAGCUGGAGCGGAUCUGGGUGCUCUGUUUAUCUGCCCUGGAAAUUUUCCUGCAGGAUCUGGGUCGGGCCCAUGACCUCAGCAGGAUUUUUCCCCUGCCAUCUCCAACCUCAGGGACCCAGUUGGUCAAUACUGGGGUUAUAUCCUUUGGGCCCAAGGGCUGGAGUCUGAGACGGCCCAGUGGGAAGACCUCUGAAAGAGCUGGGGAGCUACCUGAAGAACUGGCCCAAUGGGGACAACGCCUGGAAGAGAUGCUUUUGGAGAUGGAGACCAAGGUCAAUGUACCUGUGUGGAGUGUGGAGGCCACAGUGGGAGAUCCUGAAGCAUUAGAGCACAGCCCUGAGAGCUCAGCUGGGAGGAGUCCUCGGGGAUGCUGUGCCCGGGGUCCCGACAGGCUUCAAUCUCACUGUAUAGUAGCAUGAAGCUGAAUGUAGGCCUACUACAGGGACAUCUCUCCCCUUUCCCCUUGAGAGGUCAGCAGAUGUCAGUCUUCUACACCAGGGAACCACUUCAAUGUAACCUAAGUCAUGUUCUUUCCCAGUUCAAAUUCCAGGAAGGCAAAGCAGGGGACAUUAUAAGAGAGAACUAAGUCUCAAAAUAAGGCUCAAGUGCAACUACAAAUAUAAAACAGCUGGAAGGUAGGAUAAUAAUGAAGAAACAAAACUACAUUGAAAAAGGCCCAAUUUCUGGGCCUACUGAUUUAGCUAUGUCUAGCUCUCCAUUUUCCCAUCUGUGACAGAAGAGUGGUUUGGAUCCAGUUCCAGGAUUGCUUCUAAUUCAAAACAUUCCAUGGCCUAUGUUCUAAUGUCCUAUCUAGCUCUAACAUUGUACAAUGCUUGCUAGAGAGACUAGCUCAGACCCCAGGGAAUUGUUUCCGCUAGAAUGAGGCUCAGCUUACAGCUCAUCAGUUCCCCAUCCUUCCUCCAGAGAGCCAAACAACACAGCAACAGCUUUAAAAAAAAAAAAAAAAACCAACAACAA